GGAGGAAGAGCAGAGCCCGGUCCAGCCCCAGCCCCGAGCCGCUGCCUGCUGCUCUUCGCCGGCCGCAGGCUCCCACGUGUGGUACAUCAAAAGAUUUAGUGUCAAGUAUUUAACCUGGGUGGGCUGCACUCACUCUUCUGUAGGAAUUUGAAAACGAUGGAACAGACCAUGAUGGAGUGGAGAAAUAUGGAUUUUGCCAAUGAAUCCUGUGUCCUGUAAUGGGUUCAUCCAAGGAAGUGAGGCUCAAGCUUAUGGAAAGGAGUUUGAGACUUGCAAAGUAAUAAUUAAAAAAGCCUCAUGUCAAAAACACCUGUCAGCACCAAUGCAAGUUGAUCUGGAGCUUCAUGCUUGGUGCUGAUGAUGAAUUGCCUGUGGUUUUGGGGAGGCUAAUUCUUGCCUUUGAUUGCAUUGGGAAUCUGAAGCUGCUGCUCAUGAGAUGUAAAACCAGAGAACGUGGGUUACUCGGUGUGCCUGAAGAUCACAGAGGCAGCAGCCAAAGGACAAAACUUCUCUUUGAAGCAGUGGCUUCAGCUGUGUCACUGUGUGCACUGGGAACUGAGAGAAACGGCAGAAAUAGCAGCCAGCCUGGGAGAAGAUGCCAGCUAAAGGGAAAUACUUCUUCAACGAGGGCGAUGAGGGCAGGAUCUCAGACCCACUCUAUGAGAAGUACCGCUACACCAGCCAGCAGCAUCCCCUCCUGCUGCUGCUGCUCUUCAUUGCCAUCCUCUUCUGGGCUACUCUGAUCAUCAUCUUCUUUGUUACUGCUGAGGCUGGCUCCCACCUGCCGUUCCUGGUGGCGGUGUGCGCGGCGCUGGCGGUGUUUGCGCUCACGUACCUGCUGCUGUGCAUGGAGUCCCUGCUCCGCCGCUGCCUGGCGCUCUUCGGCCUCGUGGCCUGGCUCUGCUUCCUCACCGUGGGAUACGUUUCCCUCUUUGAAACAGGGAGUGACUGCCAGCUGUGGGAGCAGGUGCCAUUCUUUCUCUUCAUAAUCUUCACAGUUUAUACCAUGCUACCUUUUGGGAUGAGAGGUGCUGUUAUAAUUAGUGUUGUUUCUGCUGUCUCCCAUAUUGUUGUUUUAACUGUGGUAAGUGUAACAUCUGAAGGAAAUAAGGAACGCGUUCCAUUUCAGCUCCUUGCCAAUGCUGUAAUUUUCCUUUGUGGCAACUUGAUGGGUGCAUUUCACAAACGCCAAAUGCAGGUUGCUUCAUGGGAUCUGUACAGAUACACCUUAAAGUGCAUCCAGGUCCGAAUGAAACUGAAGAUUGAAAAGAGGCAGCAAGAAAAUUUGCUUUUAUCCAUCCUGCCUGCUCAUAUCUCUAUGGAAAUGAAGCUGGCAAUCAUUGAGCGACUGAAGGAAACUAAUGAUAACAGGCAGAUGCAUGACAACAACUUCCACAGCCUAUAUGUAAAAAGGCACCAAAAUGUUAGCAUUCUUUAUGCAGACAUUGUAGGAUUCACUCGCCUUGCCAGUGACUGCUCUCCUAAGGAACUCGUAGUGAUGCUGAAUGAACUCUUUGGAAAGUUUGAUCAGAUUGCAAAGGAGAAUGAAUGCAUGAGAAUAAAAAUCCUGGGCGACUGUUACUACUGUGUGUCAGGCCUGCCUGUGUCCUUACCCGUUCAUGCCAGGAACUGUGUUAAAAUGGGGCUCGACAUGUGUGAAGCAAUAAAGCAGGUGAGAGAAGCCACGGGCGUGGACAUCAACAUGAGGGUCGGGAUCCACUCCGGGAACGUGCUGUGCGGGGUCAUCGGCCUCAGGAAGUGGCAGUACGACGUGUGGUCGCACGACGUGUCCCUGGCCAACCGCAUGGAGUCUGCCGGAGUGCCGGGCCGUGUGCACAUCACUGAAGCAACGUUAAAUCACCUAGGCAAGGCUUAUGAAGUAGAAGAAGGGAAUGGACACCUGAGGGACCCUUACCUUGAAUCCAUGAAUAUCAAAACCUACUUAGUGGUUGAUCCAAGGUCCAAGCAGUGCCUCUCAAACAGCCACGUCCCCAAGGCGCGGGUGAACGACGGGCUGAAGAUGCGCGCCUCGGUGCGGAUGACGCGCUACCUGGAGUCCUGGGGGGCGGCGCGGCCCUUCGCGCACCUGAGCCACCGCGACAGCGUCAGCAGCGACUGCUCGGGCUCGCAGGGCCGCCGCAGGAAGGAAAUACCUUUGUCUUCUACUGGGCGCCAGAGAACUUCUGAUAGAAAUUCAUCUCAGAAGGGAAGGAUAGAGGAAGAUAUUUAUGAUGAAAUGAUGUCAACCAUUGAAGGCCUCAGCUCAACUACUCCCUGGUGUGGCAGGUCAGAUGACUUCUGUGGAUUCUCACUGAUCUUUGCAGAACCUGGUCUUGAAAAAGAGUACCGCACCAUUCCUAUUCUGAAACUCAAGAGUUACUUUGUGUGUGCCAGUUUUGUGUUCCUCUGUAUAUUUGUGAUCCAGAUGCUUAUCAUGCCAAAAACUGCAGAACUGGGAAUUUCCUUUGGAGUCGUUGCCAUCAUCAUUGCACUUAUUUUGUUUGUGUGCUUUGCUGAGAAAUGUCUGAAGUGCUGCUCAGACCAGUGGCCUCCCCUGCGCCAUCUGUGUGCUGUCUCAGAAAAGGUGGAAACAAUGCCUUUGCUUAGGCUGCCUCUAGCAGUCAUCACUAUAGCUGCCUUGCUGAUUAUAGCCAUUUUUAACUUGACUUCCGAAAAGAACAAGCCUGCCAACUUUACUGGAUCAAAUGACCUGAAUGCUACCAACUGUGCUUUUGAAAACACAACUCAUUCCUGCAUAGAGGAAACUUAUUAUGCUUACUGCUGUAUAUUGGGGUUCAUUGCCUGCUCAGUAUUUCUUCAAAUGAGCUUCGAACUCAAAGUUCUCCUCCUGUCCAUUGCUGUGACUGUCUACCUCAUCAUUUUCAAUACCCUUCAGCACAAAGACAACUAUGGCAACAGUACCAGGUUUUUCAUCAAAGAGCCAAGGAUAAUGACUAAUUUAUAUCUGGUUCUGUUUUACAUAACCCUAGUUUUACUUGCAAAACAGAUUGACUAUUACUGUCGACUGGAUUGUCUGUGGAAGAAUAAGUUUAAAAAGGAACAUGAACAAUUUGAAACUAUGGAGAAUGUUAACAGGCUUUUGCUGGAAAAUGUUCUUCCAGCACAUGUUGCUGCAUAUUUCAUUGGAGAAAAACGAAAUGAGGACUGGUACCAUCAAUCCUACGACUGUGUCUGUGUCAUGUUUGCAUCAGUACCAGAUUUUAAGGUGUUUUACACUGAAUGUGAUGUCAACAAAGAAGGCUUGGAAUGCUUGAGGCUGUUAAAUGAAAUCAUUGCUGAUUUUGAUGAGCUCUUGUUAAAACCUAAAUUUAGUGGUGUUGAAAAAAUAAAAACAAUUGGAAGUACUUACAUGGCAGCAGCUGGUCUCAGUGUUACACCAGGCCAGGAGAACAACCAGGAUAGGGAAAGGCAGCACGCUCACAUUGGGAUUAUGGUGGAGUAUGGGAUUGCCCUGAUGAGCAAACUGGAUGGCAUCAACCGACAUUCCUUCAACAACUUCCGCCUCCGUGUGGGGAUCAACCAUGGCCCUGUGAUUGCUGGUGUGAUUGGUGCCCGGAAGCCUCAGUAUGACAUUUGGGGCAACACUGUUAAUGUUGCGAGCAGAAUGGAGACCACAGGGGAGCUUGGCAAGAUCCAGGUCACCGAAGAAACAAGCAAAAUACUACAGGAGCUGGGAUACUCAUGUGAAUGUAGGGGACUCAUUAAUGUCAAAGGCAAGGGAGAACUGAGGACUUACUUUGUUUGCACUGAGACAGCCAAAUUCCAAGGCAUGGGACUGAACUGAGGCUACAAUGAAGUUAAUCAAAAUAGACUUAGAUCUGCCUCCCUUCUGUGAAGACGUAGAAUUUCCCUCCUUAUGCGAAGGACUUUAUUCUAAAAACAUGUAUAUACUGUUCCUAUCUCUUCUACAUCUCAAGAUGAGAGAAUUUUUUUUUUUUAAUAAAGAAGAAUUCUGAGAAGUUCCUAGAAGAUACACAACCAUCAGUCUGAAAAAGACUACACUUUCCUGAAGUAAUUUUGAGGAUUUACCUGGAAUUGCCAUGAGGCAUUUUCAGUUAGUUGCUUUCCUUACCUGCACUGGGAGUGUUAACAGCUCCGGUGGCAACCAGUGUGGAUGCACUGUAGAACUCAUUCCCGUGUUAAAACAUUCCAUUGCCUGCUUGACACACACCUGCUUCCAGUAUUGUGUUUGUCCUGAUGUGUGUGCUGAUACUGAGGGCACUGCUGUCCUACUUUUAAUGCUGAACACACUGCACAGCACAAGACAGCUGAGUAAUGGGAAGAGGAAUGCAAGGAAGCUCAAGUGUCACAUGAUAACUGUGCUGAGCUUUUGGGAAAAAACCUGAAUUGCUCAGUGUGGGGUCACUUCACCACCCUGCCUCCUUCACUGCAGUACCUUGUGUUAUGCAAAUGUUUUCAUGACCAAGAGCUGAUCAGAAAUAACUUUAAUCUAGUUGAGUGUG
Melozone crissalis (California towhee) is the source of this 4484-nucleotide messenger RNA. It is a transcript of the gene ADCY7, whose product is annotated as adenylate cyclase 7. Gene Ontology annotation, cellular component: plasma membrane. Gene Ontology annotation, biological process: adenylate cyclase-activating G protein-coupled receptor signaling pathway; adenylate cyclase-inhibiting G protein-coupled receptor signaling pathway; intracellular signal transduction. The coding region runs from base 596 to 3805 and encodes 1069 amino acids. The record is from RefSeq and is a predicted model, not a curated record. Gene Ontology annotation, molecular function: adenylate cyclase activity. The transcript is spliced from 28 exons. Lineage: Eukaryota; Metazoa; Chordata; Aves; Passeriformes; Passerellidae.